Messenger RNA from Closterium sp. NIES-65, 1113 nucleotides. Lineage: Eukaryota; Viridiplantae; Streptophyta; Zygnematophyceae; Desmidiales; Closteriaceae. The record is from the annotation of a GenBank genome assembly.
AUGGUCCCAUCCGCGAGACGGGAUCCGGAGCUGGAGGGUUCCGCAGAGAGCGCGCUGCCGCAGCCUGCGCCUGCCGGGCCUCGUCCGCGUCUCCUUGCGCACCCCUCCGCAAGCGAGCCCGUUUGCCGCUUCGAGCGGGUACAAACACUUCCCCAUCGGCCUGCCGCGCGCCCCACCUCGCCGGAGUAUUCGUGGGCGCCUGCACGUGUUGCGUCGAACCGCCCGGACGGCCAGCGCUCACCCCGAGCGCGAUCCCCCGCGCAACGCUCUCCGCGGCGAUCUCUGGCGACGUGGGGGAGGGGGUCGCCUGUGCGUCGCUGGGAUUCGGGUCGCCGUGAGCAGUCCCCCCCGCAUCCACAUUCGGCUGGUUCCGGGGGACGGUGGGGCUGGCGGAAAGGCGGAGGGCGAGGCGGGAAUGGCAACCAGCCGGAUCCUGCCCUCGAUCGCGCUGCGGACACGUUCGUGGAGGUGGUGAGGCAGGCCCGGGCGAGUGGGGCACCGACUCACGUCCACAUUGAGGUGACCAACGGUCCCCCCUUUGCUGCGGACCCCGGCCAGGUUGCUCCUCUGCGCGCGCCGACGCUGCGCGAAUAUCAGCCCGCGCGUGAGGGAAGGGCUCAGUUCCGCACCCCCGGUCAGGUUCCCGGCUUCUCUGCGCCGCGCUUAUCUGUUGGCCGGACCCCUGGCUGGCCGGCGGCGUUUCCGUGUGAAGCGCUGACUGCACCUCCCCCCACUCGCGCGGGGAGACACCCCAUGCUGACCAUGUGCCGGAUUUCGAAUCUGGCGGAGGCGUGCGAGGUGGUGGCGUUCUUGCAGCUGGCGGUGUGUGGGGCCACGCGGAGCUUUCGGAGUAGUUUCGGUCCAGGGUCCCGAGGAUCCUGCGUGACUUUGGCAGAAUCGCUCGAGUCGCCGUUGGCACCCGUGUCGGAUGCGCCCGCCGAGGUAGCUCCCUUAGCCCGUACUUUCCCCUGCCACGUGGGGGAUCUUGUAAGGGCUGCUCAAGCCGGGACCCCCUUGGACACGCUCCAGUCGUCGGCGCAUCUCCUUCUUGCAGUAUCGGCGUGCAUGCGCUCGAUGUUUGAGGUGGAGGGGGCGGAGCUAUACACGAUGUAG